Messenger RNA from Mesorhabditis spiculigera, 1587 nucleotides. NCBI's taxonomy places the organism in Eukaryota, Metazoa, Nematoda, Chromadorea, Rhabditida, Rhabditidae. The record is from the annotation of a GenBank genome assembly.
AUGGAGCUGAACACUGGCAAGAAGGCCCGCGUGAUAACAGCUAUGCGCCAAGCAAAGCAGCAUCUUUUCAACUAUCAGGGUUACAUUGGUGCCUACCUGUUGAUUGGCGGCGUUGACCCGACCGGUCCUCAUCUUUAUGAAUGUACCGCCAACGGCACCACGAUGCACAAGGAAUUCGCUGCCCAGGGAUCCGGUAGCUAUGCCGCUAUCUCGAUUCUCGAACGCGACUUCAAGCCCAAGAUGACGGAAGCCGAAGCGAAGGAUCUGGUGCAACGUGCUCUCCACGCCGGUAUGCACGGUGACAACGCGUCAGGAAACAGCCUAAACCUGGUCAUCAUCCGCCCGGAGAAGACGAUUUUCGAAGGACCGAUUGUGCCAGAGUUCUGUAAAAAACCCGAACCCAUCGAUUUGGACUACAAAUUCAAGGCUGGCUCGACUGCGGUCCUCAAGCGCAAGGAGAUCAAGUACGAGAUCGUCGAGAGCAUGGAUGACGAUGUGUCGCAGCAAGUGCGUCAUAUCAGGACCAGCAUCAUCCCUAACCUCCGAAAAGCCCGGUUUUCGCAAGCCAAAGUCUUCCGCGAUCUCCAAGAGAAAAUCAACGUGCAGGGCUCGUUGUGCCAACAACUAGAAGAUGAUCAGAACGCACGCGAAGCGGCACUCAGAAAACUAACUACUGACGAAAUCGAGGCCAAAGAGAUGCUGGAACAGGUGCUUGGGAAACGUGAAGCUGAAAAGAGCGCCGACGACUCUUUGCGCAGGGGAAUUUCUGAUGAUUGCGAAUACCUCGUUGAAUCGACCUCAGAAAUGGCUGUAAAGCAGAUUGCUGCAAUGGAGAAGCAGCUGAGCGCCCGGGAACACGGCUGUCUUGUCGACGUGCGAGACGACGGCGUAAAUGUCGUCGGCUUGCACCCGGGGCUGCAACAGUUGACACAUAUCAGCCACUACGACGAGAACGGAGACGAGAUUAUGGAUCUCCCCGAUCGGUUGAUGAACCAAGACCGUGUCAACGCGCUCAUCCUGGUUAAUUGUGUCCACAGCACCUGCGGCUGGGUCGAGUGGGGUUACGAAAAGGUGAACCAGCGUCACUUGAAGAAUUACGGGAUGACCUCAUUUGUGGCCGACUAUUUGAUGUGGCAUCAUUUUGGGCGUCGCAUCGACGAGUGCUCUUCCGACAUCGUCAGGCAGUACCGGGUCUAUUUCCAGCACCUGCCGAAUCCCACAAACCUGUCUAUGCUAAUUGAUGCCUAUAUAAACCGGACUCCUAUCAACUUCUCGCGUGAAGGAGGCGCUGCCGGGCCGCAGUUGAGGGUCCCUGUCUUGCAGCUCGUCGGAGCUGGCUCGGCAUUUGUCAACGAGACGGUUGAGGUGAAUACCCGUUUGGAUCCGUCCAAGAGUGACUGGAUUAAGGUCUCUGGCUCUUGCGGGCUAGUGCUGGACGAUCGACCGGAAGCCGUCACCGAAGCCCUGAUGCUGUUCUUACAGGGACUUGGAUAUUUCCCAACGAUGAACGUCGUCAAGCUGAUGAAGCAGAUUCACGAGGCCCAAAGCGGCUCCUAUGCGGCCGAACAGCGCUGCGUCGACGAAUGU